This is a messenger RNA of Xiphias gladius (swordfish), 1932 nucleotides long. RefSeq names its product translocase of inner mitochondrial membrane 17 homolog B (yeast) (gene timm17b). The record is from RefSeq and is a predicted model, not a curated record. NCBI's taxonomy places the organism in Eukaryota, Metazoa, Chordata, Actinopteri, Istiophoriformes, Xiphiidae. Bases 329 to 850 code for a protein of 173 amino acids. Gene Ontology annotation, biological process: protein import into mitochondrial matrix. Gene Ontology annotation, cellular component: TIM23 mitochondrial import inner membrane translocase complex; mitochondrial inner membrane. The transcript is spliced from 7 exons. Gene Ontology annotation, molecular function: transmembrane protein transporter activity.
ACUGCCUAAUCGGAAGCCAGCUUCAGCGUCGUUCUAGGUCGUCCUCCUCCUGCAUGCUGCUUUUGUACCUUUGUGGCUCCCGGUGAACCGUUUGUUUGUUUUUUGCUUGUAUAGCUACGCUACCCUAAGUCGCUCUGGUUUGGAUAAACGUUUCUUGACAGAAAAAAACAGGAGACAAUCUGCAUUUUGAAGUCAUACGACACAUAUUUCAACAAAGUCGUUGCACCGCUCGCUCGGAAAAUCCAAAGAGUGCACGACACGACUUCCCAAAACAGCACACGGCGCGCACAGUGAUGACGCUGCACAGUUCGCCUGACGACAAACAAACAUGGAGGAGUAUGCCCGUGAACCUUGUCCCUGGAGGAUAGUGGAUGACUGUGGCGGUGCUUUCACCAUGGGUGCAAUUGGAGGAGGGGUGUUCCAGGCAAUCAAAGGCUUUCGCAACGCCCCUGCAGGUGUCGGACACCGACUGAGAGGUAGUGCAAAUGCAGUGAGAAUAAGAGCUCCACAGAUUGGAGGUAGCUUUGCUGUAUGGGGAGGGCUCUUCUCCACAAUCGACUGUGGCCUAGUUCGCCUCAGAGGGAAAGAAGAUCCUUGGAACUCCAUAACAAGUGGUGCGCUGACUGGAGCUAUCCUGACAGCACGCAGUGGGCCCUUAGCUAUGAUGGGCUCUGCCAUGAUGGGGGGGAUUUUGCUCGCUCUCAUUGAGGGUUUUGGGAUCCUCCUUACCCGAUAUACAGCACAACAGUUUCAGAAUCCUAUUCCCUUUGUGGACGACCCCAGUCAGUUACCUCCGAGGGAAGGAGGUGAGCAGCAGCAGCAGCAGGGGGCAAAGCGUCAGUUUCAGUAGAGGGCAGUAAGGACUGAGACCAGCUGAGGACGCAGUGAGCCGGACCAGAGAGUAGGGAGUGUACCAAGAUACUACAGCAGGUAGCAGGACGGCUGGGAAGUGGAGAUACUGGUCCUUACAGCUGGGUUAAAUAGUUGCACCAUGUGCUAAUACCUCAGGGGCAAACUACUGUGAAUUUUAGUUAUUUAUGAGUGAAUGUCUGUAUGUGGACAGGGAUCCUUCUGACAAACCUCUUGUUUGCACCUCCAGCAUCUCAUGCCACAUUUUCUGUAUCGGUAGUAACUGUCUCAUUGUUUGUGACCUUUUUGGGUUAAAUAUGCAAUUCUGAAAUUUACAAAUAGAAUCUAUUUGAGUAUUCAACAUCUAAGGAGCUUUUAAUAAUCAAGCAUCCAAAGAUUUUUAUAAUUGUACGCGUUCAGUAAACAAUGGAGCCAUUGCUUAAAUGGCCGAAAAGUACAAAAGUGGUUGUGUGUGAGUAGUAAAGAAGAAGUGAUGUUUGAGACAUUACAACAUCACAUUUGUUCAGUGAGGUUUAACCAUGGAGAAUGGUAUUCCGCGAGUCCGUUGUCAAGUUUUAACAACAUGUCAGCUGAGACAAUCAGUGCAAUGUUUUUUAAAUUAUGAGUUUGCUUAAGAUGGUUCUAAGCUCAAAAAAAAAAAAAAUCCUCAUUCCUUUCUUUAUUUGAAGUUUCUCCUCCCCUGGCAGCUUUUGUACCUUUUGAAUCUUUGUCGAAAAAAGUACAUGAUCUUACGUACUGGAAUGGAUUAGCUCAAGUUAGUGUCUGCAAUACUGAAAAAUAAGGAUGAGUUCCUGGAAAAUUACAGCUUGAAUCACUUAUACUUAGCCAGUCAUCCCGCACCCCUUGUCACUUUGAUUGCUGGCAUAUCCACCAAGCACUUUUUAAACUCGGUCUCUCUGUUCUCUUUAAAAGGGGUACAAAGCAGAGAGAUGGUGCAGCAUGAUCCAGUGUUUUGCUGUCAAACAAAAAUGUAGAGAGAGUGUUUAUUUCAUGUAUUGUCUUAACAUAUUUAUUGUGCAGAAGUUGGAAAAAAAAACAAACAAUAAAGGCAUCAGAUGUUCU